AUGCGGCACCCCGGGCUGCACCGAAAUCUCUUGUGCACAGCCCAGCAGUUCAGGGUGCCGUGGGUACCCAUUUCCAGCUUCAGCUUCAAAAUGUGGAAGAAAUCACAGAAAUCCCCCCAUCGGUUGUCCAGGACCUGGUGGAAUGGAGGAGCCGUUGGCUGGGUGGAUGGUGGGAUGUCCUGGCCAAGCCGGCAUGCCACCGCCGGCGACACCCGGGACAGCUGCGCACAGGGACUCGAGCAGGUCCCUGUUCCUGUUUAUCACCCGACGCCUAGCCAGACUCGGCUAGCAACACAGCUGACAGAAGAGGAACAAAUCAGAAUAGCGCAGAGGAUAGGCCUUAUUCAGCAUCUACCUAAAGGAGUCUAUGAUCCUGGGAGAGACGGCUCCGAGAAGAAGAUCAGAGAAUGUGUCAUUUGUAUGAUGGACUUUGUUUAUGGGGACCCUAUCCGAUUUCUGCCGUGCAUGCACAUUUACCACCUGGACUGUAUAGAUGACUGGUUGAUGAGAUCCUUUACCUGUCCAUCCUGCAUGGAGCCAGUGGAUGCAGCACUGCUUUCAUCAUAUGAGACUAACUGAGCCAGGGUUUCUCCACUGAACCUUCAAGGAGACCAUCCACUUUAAUGGGUUUGAUCCUUUUGUCAUUCAGCCCAAAGAGCCAGGAAUUAGGAAUUAAGAUCAUGCACAAAGUAUACAUUUCCUAAUAAAUAAAUAAAAAAAUAUUCCUGAAUGGCUGCAAAUAUGGAAAAAACAUAGUAUUUUAGAGACUAUAGAAAAGUAGGUUGUUAUUUUUAAUGUAAAGCCUUGACCCACCAUUGUCUUUUAAUGUUUGUUCUUACACCCAUAUAUAGGAAUUGUGUAAAGUGUUACAGCAACUGUAAAUGUUUAAACUGCGUGUAUCCAAUUUUAUUAGCAGCAAGAUAAGAGUAUUUUUUUCCUAAAUAAAGUAACCAGUUUUGUUCUGAUUCUUUUCACAAGUCCUGGCAUUUGGGUCAAGGCUUUAUUGAAAUCUACAUUUUAUAACACUGGCACAAAGAAAUAGUUUUGAGCUUGUUUGCACAGUUCUUUUUCUUUUUUUUUCCAUUGGAGAUGGAAUUCAUUGCCUUAGGUCUUUUUAAUAGUGUAUUGUUAUUGUUGGGCUGGCUCUAUGCUUGAAAACCAGUUUAUUUAUAACCUGUUAAAAGUGCUAUAUUUUGUUUGCAGUUAGGAAUAUGCAGACUUCAAAGUGAUCUCCUAGCUUGUAAGCAAACUGAGAUGCAUUAUCCCUUUUCUACAAGUGAUGCGAAUAUGAAGAUAUGAAACAAGUCCUAUAGUGAAAUUAUGGUUUCAUGGUUUUUUUUAACUUGCUUCGGUUUUGAUGAAACAACAGUCCUUAAACUUUAAUAUGUCACCUUUAGCUUGAUCAGGUUAAAAGUGGGCCAGAUGGACAAUAAAUAGUUAAGCUACCAUGACUGAAAAAAAAGAUUUGGAACUAAUGUAGUGUUAGUGUUGAUCACUUAUUCUACUUUUUUCUCCCUAAAAAUGGUUGUGUUGGAUCAUAGCAAAUGGAUACUGCAUCUCCCGUUCUUGUAGUUCUUAGGUUAUCAGAAGUUAAGAAUAAACAUACUGUAUCUCAGU
Messenger RNA from Fulmarus glacialis (Northern fulmar), 1617 nucleotides. It is a transcript of the gene RNF11, whose product is annotated as ring finger protein 11. Lineage: Eukaryota; Metazoa; Chordata; Aves; Procellariiformes; Procellariidae. The transcript is spliced from 3 exons. Bases 1 to 579 code for a protein of 192 amino acids. The record is from RefSeq and is a predicted model, not a curated record.